GGAAUCACAAAUAUGAAGCGAUUGGUUGUGCACUAUAAUCUAAUGAUUGUUUAUACACAUAUUCGUGCUAGUAGAGCACCCAAAAUGGAGUUGAGUGGAUGUGAUUGCUCCGUGAAAGGGCCUUUCUGCCAUUUGGAAUCCAUUAUCGAUUUCAUGCACUUUUUACCAACUUCAAAUCAUGAUUUUUGGCACUAAAGAAACCUUACAAAUUCCCCAAUUCUAUAGACUUAUUCAUCCAUUGUUCUUCUAACCAGAUUCAUAUAACAAACCUUCUUUCUUGCACCCGUUUUGGUUCGUAUUCGCAAAGGUCACAACAAGAAAGCUUAAUUUUUUUCUUGCACUUUUAACCAACUCAAAUCACGAUUCUUUAGUCUAAAGAAAACCCUAAAUUUCCCAUUUUUUAUAUUCAUUCGCAAGUUGUUCUUGCAAACAAUUUCAUCCCAAAAGAAAGCGGUUUUUUGUACUGGUUAAAUUUCAUUUUCUUGAAGUGAAAAGUCAGAAUAUUGAUUAUAUUCUCAGUUUCUAGUUGCGAAUUUGAAGUGGGGUUUUCUUGGUUUCAAAAUGAUGAUUCUUGGUGAAAAUGUGAAUACCCUUAAAGUUAUUGAUUCCUCUUUAAGGUUGAUUGUGGUUCCUCUAAGUCUUGGUUCUACGUGGUUGACUUUGACCAAUCAUCAAAAUAACGAAAUGUAUGGCAAUAUAGAGUUCAGUAAUCUCAAGGGUCUGAAAUUCUUGGUUAGUAUUAGUGCAAUUUCUGCUGGGUAUGCUCUGGUUGCUGUUAUUUCUUCAUGGGUUAAGAACUUGAUGAACAAAGCUUGGAUAUUUUUUGUUUGCGAUCAGGUGGUGGCAUAUUUGAUGGUUGCAAGCGGUGGUAGCUUUGGGGAGAUAGUGUAUUUGGCCUACAAUGGCAACCCAAAGGGUUUUUACAAGAUAUGA
Lactuca saligna is the source of this 933-nucleotide messenger RNA. NCBI's taxonomy places the organism in Eukaryota, Viridiplantae, Streptophyta, Magnoliopsida, Asterales, Asteraceae. The record is from the annotation of a GenBank genome assembly.